CGCACGAAAUCCCAGACAGCUUUCUCAGGUGGCUUCCGAAGCCACCCGGCUUUGUGUUCCGGCCGUGCUCCGGGCUGUGGAGUUUAAAUUCCGCGCGCUGCACCUGGAUUGGCCGCGUCAGCGAGCGGAGGACAGACUGCGGGCCCUCUCGCCUCCUCGCCUAUUUCCCCGGGCUGAAGGUUUUCAAAUCCGACCAAUCAGCAGGCGCGCUCGCGCCGCCCGGGCGCCGCACGGAAGAGCAGCGAGCAGCCAACCAGAGGCGCGCUGCAGCGGAAAGGACCAAUCAGGAGGGCGCGAGGGGUGAGCGCACGGGGCUUAUAAGGGCGGCUUCAGGGGCACGCACGGCGACAGUUGGACUGCGGCGGCGUGCUUCCCUCCGGGCCGUUCCGGGCGCUUCUCUCCUCCUCCUCCGCUACCUCGCGCAGCAUGUCGGGCCGCGGCAAGACCGGCGGCAAGGCCCGCGCCAAGGCCAAGUCGCGCUCGUCGCGCGCCGGCCUCCAGUUCCCGGUCGGCCGGGUGCACCGGCUGCUGCGGAAGGGCCACUACGCCGAGCGGGUGGGCGCCGGCGCGCCGGUCUACCUGGCCGCGGUGCUCGAGUACCUCACGGCCGAGAUCCUGGAGCUGGCGGGCAACGCGGCCCGCGACAACAAGAAGACGCGCAUCAUCCCCCGCCACCUGCAGCUGGCCAUCCGCAACGACGAGGAGCUCAACAAGCUGCUGGGCGGCGUGACGAUCGCUCAGGGGGGCGUCCUGCCCAACAUCCAGGCCGUGCUGCUGCCCAAGAAGACGAGCGCCACCGUGGGGCCGAAGGCGCCCGCCGGCGGCAAGAAGGCCUCGCAGGCCUCGCAGGAGUACUGAGCCGCGCGGCGCCGCCGGGACGCCCGGGUCCUCCCGGAGCCACCACAAAGGCCCUUUUAAGGGCCACCCAAGCCCUCACGAAAGAGCUGGGAAGCACCGGGGCGGCGCGGCCCCCCCGCCCCCGCACCGCCCCGGCUCCGGGGGCGCCGCUCGGCCGCGACCCGUGAGGCGAUCGCCGGGGGGCUGCGCCUCAGGCCGCCCCGCGCUCGCGACUCCGCCCGCCCGCCCCGGACCCCGGGCGCCGCAGCCUGGCGCUCCCGGCCGCGGGGAGGCUGGCGGCUCGCGCCCGCGGCCCCUCUGCUGCCUGAUCCCCGGCCUACCGCGUCCGCCCGCCUGCCCGCCUCCUCGUCCUCAGGCCCGCGCGCGCGGCGGCCGGAAGCUGCCGCGAUCGAGCGACCGACCCCCGCCUCUGGAGACGAGCGCCGGCGAGGAGGGAGCACGCGGGAGAGGCCCGGCCCCCGGGGCCACUUCCGCCGCCGCGGCGUGGACGCCAGCGGCGCUCUGACCUCCCCGCCCCCCGCCCCCGGACGCCAGGGACUCCCUGGCCGCAUCGCCCCUCUGGACCGGCAUCUCGCCGCAAAUGCUUGUCCUGGGGAAUUUCACACGGACUAGUUUUAUUAAAGCAUUGGUUUUCUU
Molecule: messenger RNA, 1494 nt
Organism: Sorex fumeus (smoky shrew)
Lineage: Eukaryota; Metazoa; Chordata; Mammalia; Eulipotyphla; Soricidae
Product: histone H2AX
Exons: 1
Coding region: 427-858 (143 amino acids)
Biological process (GO): DNA damage response
Cellular component (GO): nucleosome
Molecular function (GO): DNA binding; structural constituent of chromatin; protein heterodimerization activity
Source: RefSeq, a predicted model, not a curated record